GGAAAAACAGAGAGAGAAUUUAAGGAUCCUUGACAUGAUGGUAGAAAAGUGAUGAGCUUGGGAAAACUGACCCAUACAUAGCAAGGUUUACACUAAAUUCACCUGUUGAUCGGACAAUAAAACAAGGGAAUCUUGCCCUGAUCAGGGGAUGUUGCUGUGCUAGAUCACUGGGACAAAAGCAAUUGCCGUGAGUGGAGGAAAAGGUGAGGAAUGGUAAAUAUGAAGUCGGCCAAUGAAAGAUCGUAAGGGGGUAGAAGGAAGGGACAGGAAAAUGAGUGUUUUAAGUAACUUAAAAGUCGGAGAAGGUCCAUGAAGUGAUCGA
Molecule: messenger RNA, 322 nt
Organism: Paramecium octaurelia
Lineage: Eukaryota; Ciliophora; Oligohymenophorea; Peniculida; Parameciidae
Source: the annotation of a GenBank genome assembly